Molecule: messenger RNA, 1114 nt
Organism: Drosophila santomea
Lineage: Eukaryota; Metazoa; Arthropoda; Insecta; Diptera; Drosophilidae
Product: protein late bloomer
Exons: 3
Coding region: 160-933 (257 amino acids)
Cellular component (GO): membrane
Source: RefSeq, a predicted model, not a curated record
UCAAAAGCUGCGCAGAGGAAAACAGGUGCGGAAACAAGGAUAACGCAGUGGUUAAUUAUAGGGAUUAUUGAUUGGCAACAUGGCCUGCCGCACGUCGUUCUUGAAAGCCGUUCUUAUCGUUCUCAAUGUGCUGCUAUCGGUGCGUAUGGGUUAUGGGUGAUGGCCCCUAGUUGUGGGGCCAACUACGCACUAGCCAAUAAUACUAACCUAAUGUUACUUUAUUGCCAGCUGAUUGGAGUGACUUUGAUUGCUCUGUCCGUGUACGAGCUGAACAGCUCUACGCCGGGCACCUUCGAGCACAUCGCCAUCGUGGUUCAGAUCUUCGUGGGCACCUUCGUGGUCCUGACCUCGUUUCUGGGCUGCUUUGCCACCGCCCGGGUUUCCCUGGGACUGGUUUGGAGCUAUGUGAUCUGCCUGCUAAUCCUGCUGUGCCUGCAGAUCUACAUAAUCGCCGCAGCUCACUCCACCGACUACGUGGAGCGGUCCAAGAAGGACUUCCUGGUCAUCUGGGCUGAUCGCAGCGCCAAUGUGGAACGCAUAUCGCUGCUCCAGCAAAAGUACUCCUGUUGCGGCCAGCUGGGCGCCCACGACUAUAUCCUGAUGGGCCGGGGAAUACCCUUGAGCUGCUACAGGGCGCAGGAGCGGCGUGAGAACACCUUGUUCACUGAGGGCUGCCAGCAGGCUGUGCAGGCGCAUGCCACCGACAACGUGGCCAUCGGACUCAUCAUCAAGUGGCUGCUGCUGCUGGUGGAGGUGGGUUCCAUGCCGCCGGCCUUGGCCACAUAUUUCAGUGGGCUUGGUUGGCCAAGGGCGGUGCGCAUAAAUAGACGCCUUAUUGGACGCUGGGCUCUAAUCAAAUAUGUAUUCCCUUCUCUCCGCACAGUUCGGCGCCCUGGGAGCCGCCACGCACUUGGGCAUCACGGUGCGCAAUAAAUUGCGGCGCGAAAGAUUCUAGGAGAAUCGGUUGAUGGCAACGCAUAAUCCGAUAUCAAUGAAUUUUUAUAGCAGUUUAAGAUGAUCUGGAGGCAACCGAAGCGUAGAAUAAAAAAUAAACCAAAAUCAUAAUAUUCAAUAAGUGUUGUUUGUGCCCACUAUAUGCGGAAUUUCGUCGGGC